AUGGCCAUGACAUCCCCCAACAGCAGAGCGCUGGAACGGUACAAGAGCGCCGUCACGACGGCAACUUCCGUGCUGGGCGCGGCCAUGCUGCUGCGCCGGGUGCUCGCCGACGUCCUCCCAGGCACGGCCCUCGGCGCGCUGCUCCUCCUGCCGCCAGCCUCCGCCCGGCGCCACGCCGUGCUCAUCGAGGAGUUCGACGGCGCCCUGCACAACCGCGUCUUCUUGGCGGCCAAGGCGUACGUUUCCACGCUCCUCGCCGCGGCACCGUCCGUGCCGCUGAUGAAGGCCAGCCUGCCGCGCGGGGCCGGUGCGGAGCACGUCCUGCUCGCCCUCCGCCCCGGCACGGCGGUCGUCGACGUGUUCGACGGGGCAAAGGUCACGUGGCGCCUAAGCAGGAAGCACGAUGGGGGCGCCGGCAGGCGGCGGACCACGGAGGACGCGCGCGAGGUGUUCAAGCUCAGCUUCGACGCGGAGCACAAGGACAUGGUGCUCGGCUCCUACCUGCCGGCCGUCAUGGCCCGCGUGGAGGCCAUGUCCCAGGAGCAGAGGCAGACCAAGCUGUACAGCAACGAGUGGGGCAAGUGGCGGACCGUGAGGCUCCGCAACGCCUCGACGUUCGCGACGGUGGCCAUGGACGACGCGCUGCGGCAGGCCGUGGUAGACGACCUGGACAGGUUCUUGACCCGGAAGGAGUACUACCGGCAGACGGGGAGGGCGUGGAAGAGGGGCUACCUGAUCCACGGCCCGCCCGGCACCGGCAAGUCCAGCUUGGUCGCCGCGAUCUCCAACCACCUCCAUUUCGACGUGUAUGAUCUCGACGUCGGCAGCGUCAGGUCCAACACCGAGCUGAGGAAACUGCUGAUUCGGAUGAAGAACAGGUCCAUAUUGUUGGUCGAAGAUGUCGAUUGCGCCCUGGCGACGGCGCCACGGAGGGAAGCGACGGGAAGCUCCGGCGGGGGCAACCCUGUUUCCAAGAAUCACAAGGUCACUCUGUCGGGGCUGCUCAACAUGGUGGACGGCCUUUGGUCCAGCAGCGGCCAUGAGCGGAUCCUCAUCUUCACCACCAACCACAAGGACAGGCUAGACCCGGCGCUGCUCCGGCCUGGCCGGAUGGACAUGCACGUCCACAUGGGCUACUGCGGCUUCGUCGCCUUCAGGGAGCUCGCGGCCAACUACCACGGCAUCCAAGACCACCCGCUCUACCCCGAGGUCGAGGCGCUGCUGCGGGAGGUGGAGGUGGCACCGGCGGAGGUCGCAGAGAGGCUGCUUAUGACCGACGAUGCCGAUGCCGCUAUCGAGAUGGCCGCGAAGCUGCUGAGAGGCAGGAAGGCCGGGACCGGGGAAGAUGGCGGGUACAUCAAGCAGAAACUGCACGUAGGGCCUAGGCGCCCGCGUCGGCCCCCGGCUGCAAGACGGGCGGUGCUUGACGACGGAAUUGGUGGUUCCUCACGACGAGGCCAGGGGCGUGGAUCAGGGACAGGGCGACGUGGCCGAGGUGAGGUGCGCGGACGAGGACGGCGAUAG
Molecule: messenger RNA, 1524 nt
Organism: Triticum turgidum subsp. durum (durum wheat)
Lineage: Eukaryota; Viridiplantae; Streptophyta; Magnoliopsida; Poales; Poaceae
Source: the annotation of a GenBank genome assembly